Molecule: messenger RNA, 2184 nt
Organism: Tetranychus urticae (two-spotted spider mite)
Lineage: Eukaryota; Metazoa; Arthropoda; Arachnida; Trombidiformes; Tetranychidae
Product: ATP-binding cassette sub-family G member 1-like
Biological process (GO): transmembrane transport
Cellular component (GO): plasma membrane
Molecular function (GO): ABC-type transporter activity; ATP hydrolysis activity; ATP binding
Source: RefSeq, a predicted model, not a curated record
CCUAAGAAUCAUCAGUCUAGUCUUUAUUUAGUUUAACAUUUCAUUCGUGUGCUUUUUAGUGGACAACGAUCAACCAUGACAAUUCACGAUAAAUCAAUGGAAAAUUAUUUGAUGAACAGUAGUUCUACAAUUGAUUUAUCCGAUUCUUUCACAGUAACUUGGUCUAGCUUAACAUAUCGUUGUUACCCAACAGCAAUGCAAAGAUUGACUAACAGUGUUAAAGGUGACCGAUCAACGUUUGGAUGUAAAACAAUUUUACAAAAUUGUAAUGGUUCUUUCAGAUCGGGUCGGUUAACAGCAAUCAUGGGUCCAUCAGGCUCAGGUAAAUCAACUUUGUUGGAGUGUUUGGCAGGAGUCAGAAAAGUAGAUCAAGUUGACAAUAUAAGGUUACACGGACCCAUUUCCCAUGUUUCCCUUUCAUUCAUACCUCAGCAAGAUCAACUGUUUGAGCGGUUGACUGUUCGAGAAGUAAUGACUUAUGCUGCUAGAUUACACUUUGUUUCAAGGCAAAAGACUGACUAUGGCAAAAUAAAAACUGAGAUUGACCAAAUUUUAACCCAAUUGAACAUCUUUGACUGUGUAGACCAAAUCAUUGAAAAUCUUAGUGGAGGUCAAAAAGGAAGACUAUCAAUAGCCCAGGAACUAAUUGCAUCGCCUGAAAUAAUAAUGAUGGAUGAACCAACAUCAGGUUUAGAUUCAUCGUCAAGUUACUCUUUAAUUGAAUUGCUGGUUAAACUUGCUUCCUCCUUGUCAAUAGCUAUUGUUAUUACCAUUCAUCAACCCUCGGCUCGACUAUUUAACCUACUUCAAGAUGUCUACAUGUUUUCCUACAAUGGCAAGUUCAUGUUUGAAGGUAAACCCGAUCAAGUGACAUCGACUUUAAACGCAGUUGGAAUUAAAUUUGACUCUUUUAACAAUCCAGCUGAUGUGUUGCUUGAUGUGGCUAAUGGUGAAUAUGGUAUUGAAGUGAUUGAAACACUUACCAAAAAAGUGUCAAAUAAAAACAAUCAGAGUUACCCAUGGAAGAAGGACAAACCUUUAGCCAGUUGUUUAAUGAACUACCGUGGUGCUUUUAAAGAUCAUUUAUGUAUACUAAUAUCACGUCAAUGUUUGAUCAGCAUCCGUGAUAGACUAUCCAUAUUACUGAAAUACUCAGUCGCUAUCAGUUUGGCUCUCCUGGUUGGCAUUAGUUAUUAUAACAUAGGAAAGAGUGAUGGAUGUUUAACGGAACAAAUUCGUACAUGGUUAAACUUGGAUAAAAUUGGUCGUUUAUUUGAACGUAUUACAGAAUCGUCAAACAAAACUCGAGAUCACGUUGGUGCUUUUUUCUUUCUCUUUGUCUUUAUAAGCAUAACCGCUGCGUUAUCUCCAGCUGCAGCUUUGCCAUUUUAUGCCAAAGCAAUACGUAAAGAGUGUUCAAAUAACUGGUAUGGACGAACAUCUUUCAUCGUGGCCUUUAUCAUUGCUGAUUUACCGUUCCUCAUACUGUCAGUGACACUUUCUUAUGCCAUUUUUUUCAUUCUGAGCAAUCAACCUUUGGAUCGAUUCUUUUCUUCUCUGUUUAUAUACAUUUUGGCCGCAAUGAACACACAGGCUCGAGGUGUCAUUUUUGGAUCACUAUUUAUUGACAAUAUGCUUUCAUCUGUACUCUUGUCUCCCAAUUCAACCAUCUAUGAUACACUUUUAUCUGGAUUUUUGAUUCGCAUCAAGGAGCUUCCUCGUAUUUUACAGAUCUUUUCAAGUAUAUCGUUUGCAAGGAUCAGUAUGGAUGGAGUUAUCGUCGCUAUUUUUGGCUUUAAAAGAUGCACCAUUGAUUUGUCUAAUGCUAUUGAAGUCACGCUCAAUCGUAUGAUUGAUUUUUUAGACACUAAUUUCAAGAUAGCACGAAUUACUAUUCAAAGAUGGACAAGUGAAUAUGAAUUACAAGCUUUGAAAAAUUCAACAGAUUCAAUUGCCAACGUUUUCAAAGAUGUUUAUAAAAGCCAUUUGGAUGAAAGUGCCGAUUCCAGUGUAAUGAGACAAUUUAACCUGACAGACUCAAUAUACACUGAAUGCGUUUGCAAAUUAUUGGUCUUGUGUUUGAUUACACAAAUUUUCGCAGUCAUAGCUUUUACGUGGCGAGGAUGCAGGAAAAAAUAAUGUACCAAGUACGUCAAUAAGUAAAUAAUUUCAAGUUAUUUUCGA